Molecule: messenger RNA, 755 nt
Organism: Bicyclus anynana (squinting bush brown)
Lineage: Eukaryota; Metazoa; Arthropoda; Insecta; Lepidoptera; Nymphalidae
Gene: fabp
Product: sodium/calcium exchanger regulatory protein 1
Exons: 4
Coding region: 92-490 (132 amino acids)
Biological process (GO): fatty acid transport
Cellular component (GO): nucleus; cytosol
Molecular function (GO): fatty acid binding
Source: RefSeq, a predicted model, not a curated record
ACGCCGCCAACAUUCAUUCUAGUUAUAGCCGGUAGCGCGAGAACACAUUUAGUUUCCUCUACUUUUACCUAACAGAUUUUAAUUUGAAAAUAUGGACUUCGUUGGCAAGAAAUACAAGAUGGUCUCCUCGGAGAACUUCGACGAGUUCAUGAAGGCGAUUGGCGUCGGCCUCAUCACUCGCAAAGCGGCCAAUGCCGUGACUCCGUCGGUGGAGCUGAAGCAGGAGGGCGACUCCUACAUCCUGGUGACGUCAUCCACCUUCAAGACCACGGAAAUGAAGUUCAAGCCCGGAGAAGAGUUCGACGAGGAGCGUGCUGACGGUGCCAAGGUGAAGUCGGUGUGCACGAUUGACGCCAACACACUGAAGCAGACGCAGACGGCCGCGGACGGCAUCGUCGUCAACUACGUCAGGGAAUUUGGACCCGAAGAAUUGAAGGCUACCAUGACCGCAAACGACGUCACCUGCACCCGAGUGUACAAAGUACAAUAAGCUUUUCAAGACUGCCGGGCUGUGCCCUUUACUAUGUCCUAUUAUUUUAUAUAAUGUACCCAAUAAACACAACUAUUUUCAUAAUGAUUAGGAUUAUAUCGGAAACGCACACGCGAUUUUGGACUGUAAGCGUAACAUCUUAGAGUUUGUUCUGCGAGGUUCUCGAACUACCAAAGCUAGAGUAUGAAUGGGAUAUAUAAAACGUUACAGCUGUUGUAUAAGUUUUAGUGCAUAUUUAAAUAAAGUUCUUUUUUUACUUUAUAAA